ACACUUUUGCUGCCAUUGGUAAGAGCUUUUCUAUUUUUUAAUAUGCUGAAUUUUAUUAAGAAAUAUAGAUAAGUAACGUAUAAAAACACGGGACACUAAUCUUUUUGCAUAGUAGGUGUGGUAGUAGUAGCUGAUUUUAAACAUAGAAUAAUGGCCGAACCCAAAGUUCCUAAUGAUUAGUGUUUGUUAUCCUAACUGUGACUCUUUAAGGGUCUCUUUUCCCAUCCCAAUUUCAGAUGGAAGAGAAGAACAGACAGUUACAAGAGCGUCUUGAGCUGGCUGAGCAAAAGUUGCAACAGACUAUGAGAAAAGCUGAGACCUUACCUGAAGUAGAGGCUGAACUGGCUCAGAGAAUUGCAGCCCUGACAAAGUCUGAUCCAACCUCUUCUACCUCAUCAGAUGAUUAUCAAUAUGUUAUGGAAGCUAAACUACAAGAAAUGAUCUCCAUACGUAGGAAGGCUGAAGAGAGACAUGGAAACAUUGAAGAGCGUAUGCGACAUCUAGAAGGUCAACUUGAAGAGAAAAAUCAAGAACUUCAAAGAGAAUUGAAAGAAUGUCAGUACAGGGAGAUGGAGAGGGUAAGACUGCGAGUAACUGGAAGUGAAACUGCAAAGACUCAUCUAGAUACCUCAGCAGAGUUGCGGUAUUCAGUUGGAUCCCUAGUGGACAGCCAGCCUGACUAUAGAACAACUAAAGUAAUAAGAAGACCAAGGAGAGGCCGCAUGGGUGUGCGAAGAGAUGAGCCAAAGGUAAAAUCUCUUGGGGAUCAUGAGUGGAAUAGAACUCAACAAAUUGGAGUACUAAGCAGCCACCAUUUUGAAAGUGACACAGAAAUGUCUGAUAUUGAUGAUGAUGACAGAGAAACAAUUUUUAGCUCAAUGGAUCUUCUCUCUCCGAGUGGCCAUUCUGAUGCCCAGACUCUAGCCAUGAUGCUUCAGGAACAAUUGGAUGCCAUCAACAAAGAAAUCCGGCUAAUUCAGGAAGAAAAAGAAUCUACAGAGUUACGCGCUGAAGAAAUUGAGAAUAGAGUAGCUAGUGUGAGCCUGGAAGGCUUGAAUUUGGCAAGGGUCCACCCAGGUACCUCCAUCACUGCCUCAGUGACAGCUUCUUCGCUGGCCAGCUCAUCUCCCCCCAGUGGACACUCGACGCCAAAGCUCACCCCUCGAAGUCCUGCCAGGGAAAUGGAUCGGAUGGGAGUCAUGACACUGCCAAGUGAUCUAAGGAAGCAUCGGAGAAAGAUUGCAGUGGUGGAAGACGAUGGUCGGGAGGAUAAAGCAACAAUUAAAUGUGAAACUUCUCCUCCCCCGACCCCCAGAGCCAUCAGGAUGACUCACACCCUCCCUUCUUCCUACCACAAUGAGGCCCGAAGUUUGUCUGCCUCCCUUGAGCCAGAAAGCCUUGGGCUUGGCAGUGCCAACAGCAGCCAAGACUCUCUUCACAAAGCUCCCAAGAAGAAAGGAAUCAAGUCUUCAAUAGGACGUUUGUUUGGUAAAAAAGAAAAAGCUCGACUCGGGCAGCUCCGAGGCUUUAUGGAGACGGAAGCUGCAGCUCAGGAGUCCCUGGGGUUAGGCAAACUUGGAACUCAAGCUGAGAAGGAUAGAAGACUGAAGAAAAAAGAACGGGACUCAGAGAAUCUCUGUUUUUCUAACACUUGCAGUGCUGGCAUAUUGCAGCCGUCAGGCAACGUUUGGGUGACCCAUGAAGAAAUGGAAAAUCUUGCAGCUCCAGCGAAAACGAAGGAAUCUGAGGAAGGAAGUUGGGCCCAGUGUCCGGUUUUUCUACAGACCCUGGCAUAUGGAGAUAUGAACCACGAGUGGAUUGGAAAUGAAUGGCUUCCCAGCCUGGGGUUACCUCAAUACAGAAGUUAUUUUAUGGAAUGCUUGGUAGAUGCCAGAAUGUUAGAUCACCUAACAAAAAAGGAUCUCCGUGUCCAUUUAAAAAUGGUGGAUAGUUUCCAUCGAACAAGUUUACAGUAUGGAAUCAUGUGCUUAAAAAGGCUGAAUUAUGACAGAAAAGAACUAGAAAGAAGGCGAGAAGCAAGCCAACAUGAAAUAAAAGAUGUGUUGGUGUGGAGCAAUGACCGAGUUAUUCGCUGGAUCCAAGCAAUUGGACUUCGAGAAUAUGCAAAUAACAUCCUUGAGAGCGGAGUGCAUGGCUCCCUGAUAGCCCUGGAUGAGAACUUUGACUACAGCAGUUUAGCUUUGUUACUGCAGAUCCCAACACAGAACACCCAGGCUCGGCAGAUCCUUGAAAGGGAAUACAAUAACCUUCUGGCUCUGGGAACUGAACGGCGACUGGACGAAAGUGAUGACAAGAAUUUCAGGCGUGGGUCGACCUGGAGAAGGCAGUUUCCUCCCCGUGAAGUACAUGGUAUCAGCAUGAUGCCUGGGUCCUCAGAAACAUUACCCGCCGGAUUUAGGUUAACCACAACAUCUGGGCAGUCAAGGAAAAUGACCACGGAUGUUCCUUCAUCCAGACUGCAGAGGUUAGACAACUCCACUGUUCGUACAUACUCAUGUUGACAAGCCACUCAAAGGAUGCAGCACUGACUUGCUAUGUCGUCUUUUCAGUCUACCCUACAUAAAGUGCACUACCAUCUAAGAAGACAAGCAGUGAACACAUUUGUGAAGACUGAAUUCUAAGGAAAUAACCACAAGUAAUGGUUUAUUAAGCUGAAAAUGUGAUUGGGGGGGUCAGAUAUUAAUUUUGAUUAGUUUACUACAAUCGAAAGAAAAUGCUUAAGUCAUUUGAAUAAUAAGCAUCAUCCACAUCAUAAAUUCUGUACAACAGAUGCUUUUCUGAAAUGGAGCCACUUGUUUUUUCAUGUUUUAUUGUAAUAUAAUAGGCAUUUAUGUAUUACUGUGUAUUUCUUUUUAAAUGUGUAAGUCUUAUGUAAAUGGAUAUAAAUAUGAUUUUUAAAAAAAUAAAAUAUAUGGUUCAUGGAGUCCUGAGUGCAAACAUUUGACAAUUCCAAGUCCUGUUUGUAUUUUACCAUUCCACCAUUUUUACAGUUUUUGAAUUAGAACAGUCCAAUUGAUAUGUUUCCUGGAAGCAUGUUUCAUGCCUCCACGCGUUUCACCUUAAAGUCUGUCAAUACUUACUUAAAGCUGAAAACCUGCCUCUGAUCAUGUAAAAAAAAAAGAUUGAUUUAACCUGGAACUGGAGCCAAAAAUAGACCUCUAAAGGCAAUCAGGGAUGUCCUCUAUCUUUAGAAAAUAGCACUGUGAUGGCUCGAUCUCCUUUUCAAUACAAAACAAAGCCAAACUGUUUACAAGCGUCAAAGCAAUUAUUUUAAAAGAAAAUUUAUAAAGAAAAAAAAACAUUAUCUUCUCUUGUUACCUGUGGACCAAUAAUUUAAAGAAAAAAAAAACUUCUUUACUAAGAAACACAUGCUCAUUCAAAUAUCUCGAACAGCCAGCCAGCACUGGUCAAUGAACGUCAACCACUGCAGCAGAGUCGGAGGCUCGUUUCCACUGGAGAAAAACAAGCCCCCUGAAACCCUUCCCUUUUGUCAGUGUAACAGGGCAAUAGCCAGACUCAUGUCUAAUGUUAUAAGCUUUUAGCCGAGAUGGCCUUGUUUCGACUUCCCUGAAGUCAAUAUUAUCAGAGGAAAUAAAUGAAAGACAGAAUGAUUAACAUAUAUAGUGUAUAAAGUAUAGAAGAGUAAUCUCUUCCCUGUGGCUUUAUUUGGUGGUGUUACUGUUGUUCAUUCCUUGUUUAUAUGGGAGAUUUCAAAGUAAAACCUAUUUAAUAAUACCAUUUAUCUAACUGCUGAUUUUCUGCUGUUUGAUCUUAAGUGCAAGACCUGUCAUCAGUAAUUUCCUUUCUGUAUUUAAUUUGCUGUUUGCACGUACAUUACAUUUGUUUUGAUGUCUAUUUUUGUUUAACAGAUUCAGUCAAAAGGUAAUGGUAACAGAAACCCUCUCCAUUGUCAAUAAAAAAAAAAGAAUACUUCCA
Molecule: messenger RNA, 3957 nt
Organism: Hipposideros armiger (great roundleaf bat)
Lineage: Eukaryota; Metazoa; Chordata; Mammalia; Chiroptera; Hipposideridae
Product: liprin-alpha-2
Exons: 21
Coding region: 237-2522 (761 amino acids)
Biological process (GO): synapse organization
Cellular component (GO): presynaptic active zone
Molecular function (GO): protein binding
Source: RefSeq, a predicted model, not a curated record